This is a messenger RNA of Lotus japonicus, 3141 nucleotides long. RefSeq lists its product as uncharacterized. Gene Ontology annotation, biological process: DNA integration. Gene Ontology annotation, molecular function: nucleic acid binding; zinc ion binding. The transcript has 7 exons. Lineage: Eukaryota; Viridiplantae; Streptophyta; Magnoliopsida; Fabales; Fabaceae. The annotation marks the transcript as partial. The record is from RefSeq and is a predicted model, not a curated record.
AAACUUGCAGCUGCUCACUUUUCAGACUAUGCUCUUGUUUGGUGGAAUAAGUUUGCAAAAGAGAGAUUGAGAAAUGAGGAGCCAGCGGUGGAAACAUGGGCUGAAAUGAAACGAAUCAUGAGGAAAAGAUAUGUCCCUUCAAGCCAUGCUAGGGAUGUAAAAUUUAAACUUCAAAAACUUACCCAAGGCAGCAAGAGUGUUGAGGAGUAUUACAAAGAACUUGAGGUGCUUAUGUUGCAAGCCAAUCUUGAGGAGGAUGAAGAGGUAACCAUGAUUCGAUUUAUUAAUGGUCUAUCUAAUGAUGUUAGAGAUAUUAUAGAACUUCAGGAAUAUGUAGACAUGGAAGAAUUGCUGCACAAGGCCACUAAAGUUGAGCAACAACUCAAAAGGAAAGGGCUUGCAAGGAAGAGUUCUACCAAUUCCAAUUCAUCUUGGAGAGACAGAAUGAAGAAUGAAGGGCCGAGCACCCUUAGCAAACCAGCCACCAAACCACAAGCUUCAGCUUCUUCAAAACCUCUUGAACAACCAUCCAAAAAGAGCAAAGAGGUCAAGUGCUUCAAAUGCCAAGGUAUGGGACAUUAUGCUUAUGAAUGUGCCUCCAAAAAGACCAUGAUUCUUAAGGAUGAUGGAGACUACACCAGUGAGUCCGAAGGAGAACAAAGUGAAGAAGAAGAGGAGGCAGCCAUGAAUGGUGAACUGUUGAUGAUCCGAAGAAUGCUUGGUAGCCAACAAAAGCCAAAGAAAGAAAGCCAAAGAGAGAAUAUCUUUCACACAAGAUGUUCUGUCAAUGGGCAGAUUUGCUUGAUGAUUGUUGAUGGCGGAAGCUGUACUAAUGUGGCUAGUGAAAGAAUGGUGGAGAAGCUGAACCUGGUCACAAAACCACAUCCUUGGCCAUACAAACUUCAAUGGCUCAGCCACUAUGGAGAAAUACAAGUAAGUAAGCAAGUUGAAGUUGACUUUUCCAUUGGCAAAUACAGGGAUAAGGUUCUUUGUGAUGUUGUUCCCAUGGAGGCUAGUCACAUACUGCUGGGAAGACCAUGGCAAUAUGACACCAAGGAUUAUGAGGAUGUGUUUCCAACAAGUGUUCCAAGUGGUCUACCACCACUGAGAGGAAUUGAGCAUCAAAUUGAUCUCAUUCCGGGAGCUUCUUUGCCUAAUAGGCCAGCAUAUAGAAGCAACCCACAAGAAACCACUGAAAUUCAAAGACAAGUGGAAGAACUCUUGAACAAAGGGUGGGUAAGAAAUAGCAUGAGUCCUUGUGCUGUACCGGUGAUUUUGGUACCAAAGAAAGAUGGGACUUGGAGAUUUGUUGUGAGUUCGAAAGGAGUGCAGGUUGAUGAGGAAAAGAUCAAAGCCAUUCAAGAGUGGCCCACUCCUAAAUCCGUGGGUGAUGUAAGAAGUUUUCAUGGCUUGGCCAGUUUCUACAGGAGGUUUGUAAAGGACUUUAGUACCUUGGCAGCACCCCUAAAUGAAGUGGUGAAAAAGAAUGUGGGUUUUCAUUGGGGAAAGAAUCAAGAAGAGGCCUUUGCUGCCCUAAAGCAUAAGCUUACCCAUGCACCUAUACUUGCUUUACCUAACUUUGCUAAAUCUUUUGAACUUGAAUGUGAUGCUUCAAAUGUAGGUAUUGGAGCUGUGUUGCUUCAAGAAGGCCACCCAAUUGCUUAUUUUAGUGAAAAGUUAAGCGGAGCUGCCCUUAACUAUUCUACUUAUGAUAAGGAAUUGUAUGCUUUGGUGAGAGCUUUGAAGACCUGGCAGCAUUAUCUUUUGCCCAAGGAAUUCGUGAUUCAUAGUGAUCAUGAGUCGCUGAAAUACUUGAAGGGGCAAGGUAAGUUGAACAAAAGGCAUGCCAAAUGGGUUGAAUUUUUGGAACAAUUUCCCUAUGUCAUAAAACACAAAAAGGGGAAAAGUAACAUUGUGGCUGAUGCUUUAUCCAGGAGACACGUGCACAAUGGAUUUUUAUUUAAGGAAAACAGGUUGUGUGUGCCUAAAAGUUCCAUUAGAGAACUGCUUGUUAAAGAAUCCCAUGCUGGGGGACUAAUGGGUCAUUUUGGAGUCCAAAAGACUCUAGAAACUUUACAGGAACAUUUCUAUUGGCCCAAAAUGAAACAUGAUGUGAUCAAGUUUUGUGAACAUUGCAUUGUUUGCAAGAAGGCUAAGUCUAAGGUGAUGCCACAUGGUUUGUAUACUUCUUUGCCAAUCCCUGAAUACCCUUGGGUUGACUUGUCUAUGGACUUUGUUUUAGGCCUCCCUAGAACAAAGAAUGGUAAGGAUUCCAUUUUUGUGGUUGUUGAUAGGUUUUCAAAAAUGGCUCACUUUAUUCCUUGCAGGAAAGCUGAUGAUGCUUGUCACGUUGCUGAUUUGUUCUUUAAAGAAGUUGUAAGACUUCAUGGGAUGCCUAGAAGCAUAGUUAGUGAUAGGGACACCAAGUUCCUAAGUCACUUCUGGAGGACUUUAUGGGGGAAGUUAGGCACCAAACUUUUGUUCUCUACCACUUGCCACCCACAAACUGAUGGGCAAACUGAGGUGGUUAAUAGGACCCUAGGCACCUUGCUUAGGACUGUCCUUAAGGCCAAUUUAAAGGCUUGGGAGGCGUGUUUGCCUCAUGUUGAAUUUGCUUACAAUAGGGCUGUCCAUAGCACUACCAAUUGCUCUCCAUUUGAAGUAGUGUAUGGAUUUUCAAGCACAAGGAAGGACAGGGCAAAGCUGAAUAUAAAGGAGGUGGUGUUCCAACCCGGAGAUUGGGUUUGGGUGCACAUGAGGAAGGAAAGGUUUCCAGAACAAAGGAAAUCCAAACUCCAACCUAGAGGGGAUGGACCUUUUCAAGUGCUUGAGAGAAUCAAUAACAAUGCCUACAAAAUAGAGCUUCCAGAUGGCGGAGAAUUUGAUUUGAGGUCAAAUCCUUUUCAAGAGGGAGGGAAUGAUGAGGACAAGGACAAGGACAAGGGUCAUGGAGCCCUAAAAGGACUUGGAGGACCAAUGACAAGGGCUAGAGCUAAAAAGGCCAAAGAGACUCUUCAGCAAGUAGUGGCAACCAUUCUUGAAGACAAAGUGGUAGAAGAGAUGGAACCAAAAAUCAUGAUGAUCAUUCAGGCCCAAGAAGCAUGUGAAUAUGAAUACCUAUGCUAUAUGAAUAUUGCCUGA